This is a messenger RNA of Neocloeon triangulifer, 1832 nucleotides long. Its product is annotated as ankyrin repeat domain-containing protein 16-like. Lineage: Eukaryota; Metazoa; Arthropoda; Insecta; Ephemeroptera; Baetidae. Gene Ontology annotation, molecular function: protein binding. The transcript is spliced from 4 exons. The record is from RefSeq and is a predicted model, not a curated record. Bases 100 to 1026 code for a protein of 308 amino acids.
CAGCUGGUCAAUUAACUCAAAUAUAAGUUGGAAGUCCGCACAUUCACAUAACUUUUGUAGCAAUUUAGCUUCUCUAAAUGAUUUUAAAAUUUCAAAAUAAUGAACAGUGUUAAUAAUAAAACUGGCGAUACACAAUUCCAUCAAAUCGUUCGUCAAGGCUUGGAGGAAACAAGAAUAUUUUGCGAAAGCUCUGAAUUCACCAAAUCAAUUUUGGAAGUGAGCAACAAUUUAAAACAGAGGCCACUGCACAUUGCUGUGGCCUCACAGGACAAUGCUCUUGUGCUUUAUCUUCUCCAGAAAGGAGCUGAAGUGGAUUCCUUCAAAAAAGGAGACUGGACUUCCCUGAUGGUCUCCUGUACCUUAUCAGGCCCUAAAGCACACCUGACCACAAAAAUCCUCCUUGAUGCUGGCGCCAAUGCCGAGCUCAAGAACAAAGAUGGUUGGACAGCACUGCACCUGGCCAGCAAAACCGGACAGCCGGACACAGUCCAACUCCUAGUCAAUCAUUGUCCAAGUCUCGUCUUGAUUGCUUCUAAAAACGGACGCCUUCCCCUCCAUAUAGCAGCUCUGAACUGCCACCUUGCUGUUGUUAGGGUGUUAAUCAAGGCUGGUGGGACGGACACUGUCCUCUCGCAUGACGUUUGCGGUACCACACCUGUCCUGGACGCAGCUACUGGAGGAAAUACGGAGAUGCUUAAAUUUUUCUCAAGUCUCACAGACUUAAAGUGGCACAGAGACAAAAGAGGGUUUGAUUGCCUGCACAAAGCAGCACAGACUGGAAAUGUUGACAUUUUAAAGUUUCUAGUCAGAGAAAAUUUUGCUUUGGAAACCGAAACGCUUGAUGGAUUUUCUGCAAUCAUGCUUGCCGCUAUGGAGAAUAAAACAGGAUUUGUGCGGGAAAUAAUUAAAUAUGGAGCAGCUCACAAUACGUCUUCUCGAGACAUUUUUUCUUUAAGAAGAGGACUUGGGAAAGAAGAACUUAUAAGAUUGUUUGCCGAGGUUAGGGGAGAAUUGUUUUAUGUGUAAUUUGUCCUUCACAAUUAAAUUUGUUAUCAUAUUUGCAUUCCUUAAUGAUAUUUUCAGAUAAUAUACUGAGCCAUACACAUGAUGAAGAUCAUUUUUCUGGGAAAUUGCAGGUUUUUUCAGUUGUUACUUCGUCUGGCUGUUGCUCUCAUUUGUUUUUCAAUCUCAAAACGCCGAUGAUCAGCUCUCUCCAAAAAGUCUUGUCGUUCCAAAUAUCUACGGAAAAAGCAUAAUGAAAUGCUAUAAUUCAUAAUUUUGUUAAAAACUUUUUUAACUUGGCUGGACUUGUACUAUUUGAAGAGUAAAAUAAUAAUAAUUUGCAAAUUGUACCCUUGCUUGCCGCGAUUAUGGGUUUGGAUUUCCUCGGCCAGACCCUCCUUGCUCUUGAAGUUCUGCCAGUCAAGCUUCGAUUUUUCCAAAGUGCUGAGUUUGGUGCCUUUGCCCUUUAAUUGGGACAUAAGUCCAGCCAAACCGCCUCCGCGGCUUCUAUGUGCCCCAAAGGUUGGAGGUGCUUGACCACUUGACUGCUGCAUUGGCUUCAGGGUAGAUGUUCCAGUCAAACUAAAUUUAAAAGUUGCAUAUUCCAGAAAUAAAGUUCACAUCUCCACUUACACAUGCGUUUCUCCGGCAAACUCGUAUAUUUUUUGUUGCUCUUCUUUCUUGCUGCUAUCACCGAGGGGCUUCUCUUCCAUACUUUUGAAAGCUGCGUCUUUUUCUUCUUCAGGCUUUUUGACCUCAUUGACACCAUUACAGAAUAAUGCACCAGUGUCCUUCUUAAAUGCAGCCCAAAUAUCAUCAGCCUUUUUUUU